CAAUUAAUAAAUACUUCUAAGAAAUCAAUAAACCGCUCGAUUCGUAUUCGCGUACAAUAAGACGUAGUGAAUGGUGAAAGACGGGCAAUCUCGCGUCUCCUUCCCGUAUAUUUGUGCAAGUCGCUGGUAGUGUGUUUACCUCCGGUUGUUCACACGACAAGAUCAAACACACAGCCACCGUGGACAGAAGGUGACAGCGAAAAACAACGUCGGGCAAACGUUAUCACACACAAGCCGGCGACAAUCGAGCGACUUACCGUACUAUUGUCAAUAAUAAUGACCCUAUGUGUUAUUAUUCAGCGUCAAUCGUUUAUCUCAUUUAUGUCUGGUUGCGAAGACUUAAUAACAAAUCAGUAUCGCAUACGCGUUAAAGGUGGCGUGGUGUUUGUGCCUACAGUGUCGUGCAGUUAAAAUUCUCUAAAAGAAAGUCGUGCUAAACUAGACUGAAAGUGUAUACAAUGGAGUUUCAAUAUUACGGGAAUUUUGACCGUCCUCCGACGCGCAGGAUUCUUGACCAACCCUGGUGGGACGAGGAGGAUACUUUGUCCGACAGACGCAUUAACGGCAUGUCCCUAGACGAAGGCAGACAAUCACAGAGGCCAUACAGAUAUGGCAUGGUGUUGCUCUGCGCCGGCGCGCUAAUCAAUUGGCUCGGCCUGGCGGAGGACUACGCGGAGCCCGUGCGCUACGUGGGCGUGGCCUGCAUCGUUGCAGGAGCCCUGCUCAUAUGUGCCGCCAUGUGUUGCUGGCUGCAGUCGCCCGCGAGGCAGCCACAGACUGACCGCGCGUCACCUGACACACACCAGAUUGAUGAUCCCAUCCACGUAAUUUCGAUGCCAGAUGAAGAAACAAUGCAGCAGAAGCCUCCAGACUACGACACGGUGGCGGGAGCCCCGCCGACAUACGACGACGCUAUCAAGCUGAACCCCGCGCGCCUUCUGCCCGCGACGAGCAGCGCUCGACACGAGCUGCCGCCGACGCCACAUCUCACGGAUGUGGCCAUCAUCCCCGGCCAGCCCGACGACUCGGUGCCACCCACCAGCCCGAUGACCGCCAUCGCGCCCAUCCACAGGGCGCAGGUGCCCAAGACGCCGCCGCCACCAUACAACCCCACGCACGCCAUCAGAUGAAGGCCCGGCUGGACAACUUUGUUACUUUAAAUCGACUGCUGUUUCAUGUGAUGAGACUCGUAUAUAGCAAUUAGUCCACGUUGUUGACAUCGCAAUAACGUCACGGUAUUAUAUUUAUAUUGUACGUACAUAUCCUAACAUGAAACUAUUGUUUUAAUUUAGUGUAGGUGGUCGAGUAAGAGCGUUGCGUACUUAUGUGAUAAUAGGGAAGUUAUUAUUAGUUACUUAUUUCCUGCUCUGUACAUAAUUAUGAAAUUUUGUAAAAUAGUGUUUUGUUAAAAAUGUACCUAUAGUUAGGCAGAUAAGUUAAGAAUUCUUCCAAUAAUUAUUUUAUAAAUUGUGUUCCAAACAGAGCACCACUGUGGUUCCAAAUAAUGAUAAAGUAGGAUAAGUCAACGGUCGACAGCCGUAGAUCGGGUCGGCCGGUAGACAACAAACACCCGUACAUAUCUGUUUAUAUCAAUUAUAUGUGUGUAAUGCAGUAGUAGUGUCCUACGUGACCGUGCCAUUAAGUCAAAGUCCUCUGAAUUUGUCACCUCACUGGUGUGUGUGCACAUCAGUGUUUAUGCCAGCAGUUUUCUUAUUUAAUAGUUUGCUCACGAGCCUGUAGGAGUAAGACACACUGCUAUCACCUUGUAAAACGCAAAGGAAUGUACAUCAUCAGAUGUGAUCCUACCAUUGAACAUAUUGCCUGAACAAUGUUGUGUAAAAUUAAUUAGAAGAUUUGAUAAUUGAAACUCAUCGUUAGCUUGUCGUUGUGAUAAUGACCGUUAGUAUCAUCGUUUAUUUAGUUGCCUCUCGAGUUUAUAAUCUUAGUAGAGGUAUUAUAGUUUCCCGUUCCGAUUUGUCUAUUCUAGUCUUCAAAUUAAAUCAUAUUUACUUAAAUAUUCUGUUAGAUAAUCCAGUCAUGCAUAAUAAUUUGUAAUUUGUACAUAUUCUGAUUGCACAACUUAAAUAUUUCGAACAAAAUGACGCUCAUUUUAAGUGCUUUACAGAUUUAAAAAAAAAACAUGCAUUCAAAUCUACACACUGGGUAUAUUAUGCUAGUCAAUACACCCAAUUUACAUGCAAAACUUGUCAAAAUUAUAGUAAACCUACAACUACAACUACUGCUGACGAUUUGGCAUGUUAAUUGCAGUUGAUUUGAAGUUAAUAA
Spodoptera litura is the source of this 2286-nucleotide messenger RNA. RefSeq lists its product as uncharacterized. The record is from RefSeq and is a predicted model, not a curated record. Lineage: Eukaryota; Metazoa; Arthropoda; Insecta; Lepidoptera; Noctuidae.